This is a messenger RNA of Phacochoerus africanus (Common warthog), 1955 nucleotides long. It is a transcript of the gene SLC2A9, whose product is annotated as solute carrier family 2 member 9. Gene Ontology annotation, cellular component: membrane. The transcript is spliced from 12 exons. Bases 78 to 1718 code for a protein of 546 amino acids. Gene Ontology annotation, molecular function: hexose transmembrane transporter activity. Gene Ontology annotation, biological process: monosaccharide transmembrane transport. Lineage: Eukaryota; Metazoa; Chordata; Mammalia; Artiodactyla; Suidae. The record is from RefSeq and is a predicted model, not a curated record.
GCAGAGCCCGGGCUGGAGGUGCCGCUGACCCCACCAGCCGCAGGGAGGGCCAGCAGGCAGGUCGCCAGACACAGGACAUGGACUCCCGGGAACUGAGCUCAGCUCUCCUUAUGCAUGGCCUGAGCCACCCCAGGCCACCUGAGGGUCGCCGCCGCCGCCGGAGCAGCAGGUCGCCGGGUGUGAGGAGAAGAAAGAACUGGUCCUGCUCGCUCAUCGUGGCCUCUGUCGUGGGCGCCUUCGGCUCCUCCUUCCUCUACGGGUACAACCUCUCGGUGGUGAACGCCCCCACUCGGUACAUCAAGGCCUUUUACAACGAGUCGUGGGAAAGAAGGUACGGACGAGCCAUAGACCCGGACACCCUGACCCUGCUCUGGUCUGUGACCGUGUCCAUCUUCGCCAUCGGGGGACUCGUGGGGACGCUGAUGGUGAAGCUCAUCGGAAAGGUUCUUGGGAGGAAAUACACUCUGCUGGUCAACAACGGGUUCGCCCUUUCCGCCGCGCUGCUGAUGGCCUGUUCCCUGCGGGCGGGAGCCUUGGAAAUGCUCAUUGUGGGACGUUUCCUCAUGGGCGUGGAUGGAGGCAUCGCCCUCAGCGCGCUCCCCAUGUACCUGAGCGAGAUCUCGCCCAAGGAGAUCCGGGGCUCCCUGGGGCAGGUGACUGCCAUCUUCAUCUGCGUUGGCGUGUUCACCGGGCAGCUGCUGGGCCUCCCUGAGCUGCUGGGAAAGGAGAGCGCCUGGCCCUACCUGUUUGGAGUGAUGGCCGUUCCUGCCCUGACCCAGCUGGGGAGCCUGCCCUUUCUCCCCGAGAGCCCACGCUACCUGCUCUUUGAGAAGCAUGACCAGGCGGGAGCUGAGAAAGCCUUCCGGACGUUCCUGGGCAAGGAGGACGUCUCCCGAGAGGUGGAGGAGGUCCUGGCGGAGAGCCGCGUGCAAAGGAACCUCCCCCUGCUGUCAGUGCAGGAGCUGCUCGGAAGCCCCUUCGUCCGCUGGCAGGUUGUCACCGUAGUCAUCACCAUGGCCUGCUACCAGCUCUGUGGCCUCAACGCGAUUUGGUUCUAUACCAACAGUAUCUUUGAAGAAGCCGGAAUCACUCCGGAAAAGAUCCCAUACUUCACCUUGAGCACAGGGGGCAUCGAGAUUCUGGCUGCCCUCUUCUCUGGCUUGGUCAUUGAGCGCCUGGGCCGGAGACCCCUCCUCAUCGGCGGCUUUGGGCUGAUGACCCUCUUCUUUGGGACCCUCACUGCCACGCUGACGCUGCAGGACCACGCCCCCUGGAUUCCUUACCUGAGCAUCCUGUGCAUUCUGGCCAUCAUCGCCGCCUUCUGCAGUGGACCAGGCGGCAUCCCCUUCAUCCUGACUGGCGAGCUCUUCCAGCAGUCGCAGCGGCCGGCCGCCUUCACCGUGGCGGGCACCGUCAACUGGCUGUCCAACUUCACCGUCGGGCUCCUCUUCCCGUUCAUUCAGAAAAGUCUGGACACCUACAGUUUCCUCGUCUUUGCUGCAGUCUGCUUUGCAGGUGCCGUCUAUUUUUAUUUUGUCCUGCCCGAGACCCAAAACAGAACCCAUGCAGAAAUCAGCCAGGCCUUUGCCAAAAGGAACAAGGCCUACCCGCCAGAGGAGAAAAUUGACUCCACUGUAACUGAUGAUAAAAGGAAUGGAAGGCCUGAAGCGGACUCCUCUUCCACGCUGGAGAACUGUAUCCAAAACAGGAUUGUCUGAAUGGAUGAUCUUGUCAUUUUAGGAAACCAAAGAUUCCCCUGCAAGUUUAACGUUAUUAAGUAUUGAAACGUAGACCUUUGUUAAUCUAACGUGGCAGCCAUCUGGGGUUAAUUCACUGCAGAAUCCCCCCAGCUCUUCUGGAAGCUGGAGAGGAUCACUAGAUGGUUCAGGGGACCCAGCAUUCUACAGACACCGUGGCCUGCCUCCUUCAUGACUCAGCCGUGGUUUCAAAGUGAA